This is a messenger RNA of Eurytemora carolleeae, 568 nucleotides long. RefSeq lists its product as uncharacterized. The record is from RefSeq and is a predicted model, not a curated record. NCBI's taxonomy places the organism in Eukaryota, Metazoa, Arthropoda, Copepoda, Calanoida, Temoridae.
GCAGGGAAUAUACACUGCUGAAAACAUUUGAAAAUGUUGAUGAUUUCUGUGAUUGCUGUCAAGAGAAAUAUGUUCCGUACAUAGAGGAAGGAGAAAGAUGCUUUCAAACUAUUUCAAAUUAUGAUCUUCCAUCGAAGGGUUUGUGUGGGGCUGGACUAUCCUGUCAGAGAUUACCAGAUCAGACGUCAUCAACCUGUCAACGGAACCCAACCAACUGUCAUAAGGCCCAGGAUAGUUAUGAUGCAAAAGUGGAGGAAGGAGAAUUAGGAAUGGAUGAGUCUAGACCUCUCUGUAAUGAUGAUGGGUUAUUUGAACCUUUACAGUGUUACUUUGCAGGAGUCUGUAGAUGUGUGGAUGAACUAACAGGAGAACCAAUAUUUGGAUUAGCGGUCAACCUGGCAGAAGCUACACAGGAAGGGGUUAACUGUGGAUGUGGAAGAGAGAUAGAGGUUAUCAAAACUAUGGGUUGCAGUUUGCAGGUUGACUACGACGGAGACACGGAGUUAAGUAAAGCCAAGUUUGGUGCCGAGUAUACUGAAUGCAUUCAGAAUCAACCUCAAUACUUCAA